ACGCGGGGGGGGAAGAUGGCGGCGUCCUCGCUGGAGCAGAAGCUGUCGCGGCUGGAGGCGAAGCUGAAGCAGGAGAACCGCGAGGCGCGGCGGAGAAUCGACCUCAACCUCGACAUCGGCCCCGCCCGCACCCGCCCCACCCUGCAGCUGCCCCUGGUGAGCGAGGGGGGCCGGGGGGGUCCCCCCGAGAGCCCCCAGCCCGCGCCCCCCCCCCGGCCCCGGCAGAUGCUGGGGCUGCCCCCGCCCCCGUUCCUGGUGCCGCGCAGCCUCGAGAGCAUUGAGAUCGACCAGAAGCUGCAGGAGAUCAUGAAACAGACGGGGUACCUGACCGUGGGGGGACAGCGGUACCAGGCCGAGAUCAAUGACCUGGAGAACCUGGGCGAGAUCGGCAGCGGCACCUGCGGGCAGGUGUGGAAGAUGCGAUUCCGCAAGACCGGGCACGUCAUCGCCGUCAAGCAAAUGCGGCGCUCGGGGAACCGCGAGGAGAACAAGCGCAUCCUGAUGGACCUGGACGUGGUGCUCAAGAGCCACGACUGCCCCUACAUCGUGCAGUGCUUCGGCACCUUCAUCACCAACACCGACGUGUUCAUCGCCAUGGAGCUCAUGGGCACCUGCGCCGAGAAACUCAAGAAGAGAAUCCAGGGCCCCAUCCCCGAGCGCAUCCUGGGCAAGAUGACGGUGGCAAUCGUGAAGGCGCUGCUGUACCUGAAGGAGAAGCAUGGUGUGAUCCACAGGGAUGUCAAACCCUCCAACAUCCUGCUGGACGAGCGGGGCCAGAUCAAACUCUGCGACUUCGGCAUCAGCGGCCGCCUGGUGGACUCCAAGGCCAAGACCCGGAGCGCGGGCUGCGCGGCCUACAUGGCGCCCGAGCGCAUCGACCCUCCCGACCCCACCAAGCCCGACUACGACAUCCGCGCCGACGUCUGGAGCCUCGGCAUCUCCCUGGUGGAGCUGGCCACGGGGCAGUUCCCGUACCAGAACUGCAAGACGGAUUUCGAGGUGCUGACCAAGGUGCUGCAGGAGGAUCCCCCCCUGCUGCCCCCGGCCAUGGGAUUCUCCGGGGACUUCCAGGCCUUCGUCCGAGACUGCCUCACCAAGGACCACAGGAAGAGACCAAAGUACAACAAGUUACUGGAGCACACCUUCAUCAAGCGCUACGAGACGCUCGAGGUGGACGUGGCCACCUGGUUCAAGGACGUGAUGGCCCGGACAGAGUCCCCGCGCCCGGGGGGUGGCCUGGGCCACCACCUGCCCUUCUUCACCAGGUAGCGCCCGCCCGGCGCCGCCACGCCCGGCAGGGGACACCGGGGACACCGGGACAUCCCCUGGGACACCGGGGACAGCCGGGACACCUCCGAGGACAGGGACAGCCCUGGGACACUGCCCGGUGCCGCCACGCGUGGCAGGGAGCACCAGGGACACCGGGGACAGCCCUGGGACACCGGAACAUCCCCUGGGACACUGCCUGGUGCCACCACACCCAGCAGGGGACACCGGGGACACCCUUGGGACAUCCCCUGGGACAGCCCUGGGACAGCUGGUCCACCUCUGGGGACAGGGACAGCCCUGGGACACCGAGGGCAGCUGGGACAUUCCCUGUGACACACCAGGGACAGCCUUGGGACAGGGACACCUGUGACACCCACCGGGGGUGGUGACACCUGUGUCACCCCCACGUGUCACCCCCCUGUGACCCUCAGCGUGACAGUGACACUUCCACGGCCACCACAGCCCUGGCCUGUCCCGGAGUGUCCCCAGCGUGUCCCCAGCGUGUCCCUGCCUUGCCAGCUGUCCCCUCCCACUGUCCCCACCUCCCCGAGGCCAGGGGACAGCCCUGUCCCCUCUGUGUCCCCCUGGCCGUGCCUCAGUUUCCCACAGGGUCCCGUGUGGGGACAGGGCUGGGGACAGGACGGGGAGGUGGCACCGAGGGUGUGACACUCUGGGAGGUGACACUCGGAGGUGACACUCUGGGAUGUGGCACUCGGAGGUGGCACUUGGAGGUGACACUCUGGGAUGUGGCACUCGGAGGUGGCACUUGGAGGUGACACUCUGGGAGGUGGCCCAGGGACACGGACACGGCCGGGGGAUGUGACACGGGUGUGACGCCGGGGCCUGGGGAUGUGACACUCGGCCCCAAGGGGACAUUGAGGGGACACGGAGGUGGCACCAGCAUGUGGGGACGUGGCACAGAGAUGGCACUCGGGGACACGGAGAUGGCGCAGGAACGUGGCACAGGGGACAGCGUGGAGAGCCAGCAUGGGGAUGUGAGAGCGAGGGACAGCGAGGGGACACGGAAGGAUGGCACAGAGAUGGCACCGGGAUGUGACACGAGGAUGGCACUGGAACAUGACACAGGGAUGGCACCAGCAUGUGACAUGGGCAUGGCACUGGAACGUGACACAGGGACACAGAACAGAGAUGGCAUCGGGAUGGCACAGGACAGAAGUGGCACUGGGAAUGGACACAGGAAUGGCACCAGGAUGGCACAGGACGGAGGUGGCACCAGGAAGUGACGCGGGGACACAGGAGUGGCACCAGGAUGGCACCGGGAGGUGACACAGGACAGAGAUGGCACCAGGAUGUGGCACAGGACACAAGACAGAGAUGGCACCAGGAUGUGGCACAGGGAUGGCAUCAGGAAGUGACACAGGGACAGAGGUGGCACUAGGUUGGCACCGGGAAGUGACGCAGGACAGAGACGUCCCCAGGCUGUGACAGGGGGAUGGCACAGGACAGAGAUGUCCCCGGGCUGUGACAAUGGGGACACGGCACUGAAGGACACGGAGUGGUGGCCUGGGGACACGGACAUGUCACUGAUAUGACAUCACAGGGCCCAGUCCCGGGAUGUGACACCAGGAUGUGACACCAAGGAUGUGACACCAGGGACAUGGUCCAGGGAUGUGACACCAGAGAUGUUGACACCAAGGAUGUGACACUAGGGACGCGGUCCAGGGAUGUGACACCGCGAUGUGACACCAAGGGUGUGACAUUGGGGACACCACAAUGUGACACCAGGAUGUGACACCAAGGAUGUGACACCGCGAUGUGACACUGGGGACACGGCCCAGGACUGUGACACCAUUAUGUGACACCGGAGAUGUGACACCAAGGAUGUGACCCUGGGGACACGGCCCGGGGUGGCCCCGGUGGCGGGGCCGUGAUGGUGGCACGGUGACAAUCAGGGCCGGGCCGUGUCCCCGCCGUGUCCUCGCUGUCCCCAAGGCCAGCAGGUGCAGUUUUAGUGCAUUGGGGGCGCGGGCGGCGCCGCCCCCCCUCACCCUCAUUAAUUAUUAUUAUUAAUUAUUAUUAUUAAUUAUUAUUAUUAUAAAUGCGCAUGUGGAACCCGA
This is a messenger RNA of Melospiza melodia melodia, 3347 nucleotides long. RefSeq names its product mitogen-activated protein kinase kinase 7 (gene MAP2K7). Lineage: Eukaryota; Metazoa; Chordata; Aves; Passeriformes; Passerellidae. The record is from RefSeq and is a predicted model, not a curated record. Gene Ontology annotation, molecular function: ATP binding; protein kinase activity. The transcript has 11 exons. The coding region runs from base 16 to 1269 and encodes 417 amino acids. Gene Ontology annotation, biological process: protein phosphorylation.